This is a messenger RNA of Tigriopus californicus, 1559 nucleotides long. RefSeq names its product zinc finger protein 112-like. Gene Ontology annotation, biological process: regulation of transcription by RNA polymerase II. Gene Ontology annotation, cellular component: nucleus. Gene Ontology annotation, molecular function: sequence-specific DNA binding; DNA-binding transcription factor activity, RNA polymerase II-specific. Bases 93 to 1451 code for a protein of 452 amino acids. NCBI's taxonomy places the organism in Eukaryota, Metazoa, Arthropoda, Copepoda, Harpacticoida, Harpacticidae. The record is from RefSeq and is a predicted model, not a curated record. The transcript is spliced from 2 exons.
UGAUGUUGUUGUUAUUUCCAUGGAGAAAUAGAAAUAGAAGGUGUGAUCUAAAAGGGUUGCAUUAAUUCUGUGUAUAAGAGAAGAUUUACAGUAUGGAACCGGAGUUGAGUUAUGGCUCUGCCACUAAAGCCAGUUGUGUUGGCCUCUCUAUGGAAUAUGAGGACUCACAUAGUUGUCAAGAAGCCAAACAAUUGUUCCAUCUAUCCAAACUGAUCGAAGAUAUGAAUCCCAUGAUUGCUUGGAAUAUCAUCAAAUCAAGAGCUCUUCCGUCUAUGAAAUUGUUAGAUCUUAUAUUAGAGUGGAUUGUGACCUGCUGUCUUCCCAAUGACAACUGUUCAAAGCUUCAAUCUCUCUUGGAACACCUGGAGGACAUCCUGAAGGGAGUGGGCAAAAUUGUGGAAGUGUGCCUUGUUCCAGCUUUGGCAACGGAGGCUCAAAGUCAGGAUUGCUUACAAAUGGGUCCUCGUCUGAGUCAAGCAUUCGGUCGCAAUUGCUCAAUGUGGCAAAUGACCACACCCCCGGCCGAAUUUCAACACUUUUUGGAGGCUGUUUCCAAAGAACCCCCUGAGGAGGCUGACACAUCCUCAGAUCUUCCGUUAGAUAUCAAAUUAGAGGUAACUGACCAGGAUGUCAACUUGGACGUGAACAGAGUAUUUACAUGUGAUAAAUGUGACCGAAGGUAUAAAAACCCUAGCCACUUCCACGCCCACUUGCUCAAAUGCAAUGCCCAAGAGAUACCCACUCAUUGGAGAAGGUCUGGAGGCAAAUAUUUCUGCGCAUUCCAAGGAUGCAAUCACAGCCAAAGUUGGACGACGUCUACUGGUGUUUGGAAGCAUAUCGUCAAAUCACAUUCCAGUGUCCAAGAGCAAUCCCCUUUCACUUGCUACUUCUGUGAUAAAUCUUACCCUAAUCGGACUCUAGUCAAUGAGCACAUGAAUCGAUCACAUAUGAAGAAGUUCAAGUGUGACAUUUGCGGCCGCGGAUUUGGCGACAACACCUCCAGGAAAUCACACAUGAGAAUUCACUUGGGCGAAAAACCGUAUCAGUGUGACCAAUGUGAGUAUAAGUCUGCCAGUUCAGGCGGGCUGACGACUCACAAAAAGAUCAUGCACGAUGAUAAUCGCCGAAAAGAACACUGUUGUGACAAGUGUGGGAAGAGGUUCGCCCUCAAGUCUAACUUGAAGGAACACAUCCGUUCUCAUUCGAGUGAAAAGGCGUUUCUUUGUGGAGUGUGCGGCAAAGCACUGAAAAACAAGCAGUGUCUCAAUCGCCACCUUUUCACGCAUGGGAUCAAACACACGUGUGAGGUUUGUGAUAAAGAUUUCGCCAGUUUGUCUACUUUAGGUAUUCAUCGCAGAGACAAACAUCAACUACUCAAUUUGCCAAUUGAACACACCAAGGAUAUCAAAUCGCUUCUGGAGAUUUCUGCCCCGUCCAAACCUCCUGCAUGAAUGUUUUGCUGUCCUAUUGUCAAAGACCAAUCCCUGUGUCACUGAUUGGCCUUGGCACAAAUGUUGUUCUCUGUCCCUACAUCCAAUUAAAAACCUUUCCUAAUUUUA